UAUCACACAGAAGAAGGUACGACUGCUCUGUCUCAUACGAAAUGCUUGCCUCGCCCAUGACUGGGGGUGGGCGUUCAUAUACCAGCCCAAAACAACAAGCAUAUUGAGCACGAUCAACAGUAUCAAACAGCUAUUCCCUAUCAAAUAGAUCUUCUGCCAAAUAUUCUUUGUCCUUUAUUCAAUCGGUUAACAUGCCUGGUCUUGACAUUAUUGUCGUGGGCGCCACGGGGUUCGUGGGCUUCUCCGUAGUGCAUUGGGCUAUGUACACCUCGCGCAUCAACCAUAUAAUCGUCUUAACCCGCAGACCUAUGCCAACACAUGUUACCAAUAGUGCAAAGGUCACGGUCAUAAUUCAUCAAGACUUCAGCGAUUGGCCACUUUAUCUACUUGGGCUACUAGGAACUGCCCAUGCGUGCAUCUGGGCUCUUGGAGGUCAUGCGUACACCUUUGGUAGCCUUGAUGACGCAAGGGAGGCAACUAUGGAUUUCCCCCAGAUAGCAGCCCAAGAAUUUGCCCAAGCUGCCCGACCUUACCUGCCACACGGACGGCCUUUCAUUUUCGUCUACGUAAGCAUUCGUUCAGCAGAGUGGGACGAUUCCAAGCGCCUACAUUAUCUCAAAAAUACAAGACGUUUAAAAGUGAGCCAGAUUUCGCACAUCAGUGAUAGCACGCUCACGUCUACUCUCUCAGCUUCCCUAUAAGCCUAAACGAAGAAAGCACGAUAGUACUAAUCAUACUGCUGCAUAGGGAAGCGCCGAAAUAGAAUUACUCAGAACCGAGGAGGAUAACUCGGAUUGCU
Xylaria bambusicola is the source of this 799-nucleotide messenger RNA. RefSeq lists its product as uncharacterized. The record is from RefSeq and is a predicted model, not a curated record. The coding region runs from base 192 to 701 and encodes 169 amino acids. The transcript is spliced from 2 exons. NCBI's taxonomy places the organism in Eukaryota, Fungi, Ascomycota, Sordariomycetes, Xylariales, Xylariaceae.